UUGACCAUUUGAGCUCCAAUCAGUUAGUUAGGAAUACAUAUCUCCAUAGGACUUUACGCAUCUAGGCUUUUUACUGACAAACAUGGAGGAGCAACGGUAUCCGGUUAAUGUCCGACUGAUUGGAGUGAUGCACAAGGAGAAAAGCAAAAUGUACAUGACAUCGGUGCUUUGGUCAGAUCAGAAUGACAUCAUUGUUUACAGAACCUUCAAGGACUUCAAGACACUUAAUGAACAAAUGAAGAAGAAAUUCCCACCUUCGAACCCACUUAAAAAAUCUGACAGAAUUAUUCCUAGAUUUCGAGACUGGAGGAUGAAGAUAAACACAAAGAAUAAUGGUCCAAGCAAGUCGGUGGUCCAGCUCAAGUUUUUGGAGAAAUACUGCAGCGAGCUCCUCAGCUGUGACCCGCGCGUCUCACAGUGUCCUGAACUCAUCCGGUACUUCCACCCCAAAGACCAAGACCUACAGCCAGAGUUCGCCAAGAAUAGUAUCAUGAUCAUGCCUUCAGAGGAUUCCGCUGGACAUGACAAGAGUGUCAACAUUGGCAAUGUUACGCAGCCGUUCGUAACAGAGGCAUACCGGUGCAUGGCACCCUAUGAGACCAAAGACACCAAGAACCGGCCGUUCAAAGUGGCCGUGGACGAAAACUUGGACGUGCUCAUCAAAGACAAAGCAGGCUGGUGGCUGGUGGAGAAUGAGGACAAGCGUAUGGCCUGGUUCCCUGCUCCAUACCUGGAGAAGGUAGAGGGGGAUGAGGAGGACGAUAGUGACGGGUCCUAUGGAGAAAGUGUGCUGUACAGUGCUGUCAGAAGCUACAAAGCCACAAAUGGAGACGAGGUGUCUGUGGACAUUGGCUCAGUGGUGGAAGUCCUGCAGAAGUCUGACAAUGGCUGGUGGCUGAUCAGAUACAAUGGCAAGACCGGCUAUGGACCUGCCAUGUACCUGCAGCCCUACAACAACCCUCGUGUCCGCCUGGCGGCUCUCAACCUGGCCCAGCUGCAGGUCCACGGCUCCAGCUCUGACCACACACUGGCCGGACACUCCCACGAGCGCAGCUGUUCCCAAGGCAACCUCCUGCAGCUGCCCGGCUGCCGUCCUUCCACACCAAAUCAGCUCAAGCCUACCGACAAGCUCAAGUCUCAUUCUUUUAAUGUUCUAUCUGUGCCUCGGCCUAGCCCUUCACCUGUGAUGGUCACCACCCCUGCCCUGGCAUACCCCAGCAAGGGCACUCCAACGCCUACUGUCAUGGUGGAGGUGGAUAGACACAAGCACAGCCUCGCUGGCAGCAUGGGAAGCAUGGGAAGCGAGGGCAGCAUGGGAAGCGAGGGUAGCGACUUCAGCUUCAGUGACGACCUCAGUUCGUCGACCUGCAGCUCGUCACUCAACCUGAGCCGCGCUGACAUGGAUGAGCAUCUCCGGCGCGCCCGCACACCGCCGCCCAUGGUGGCCGACCGCCUCCACCCCGACAGCGGCGUGUCGGAGGGGAGGAUGGUCCACGGAAGAUCUGACCCAAACCUGUUCAAGAUGGCCCCCACCACCCCCAAGGUGCCCCCCAGGCCCAGGGCGCAGGAGAUCCUGACGCGCUGCACUACCGUCACGCGCAAGAACGCCUCCAAAGCCAAGCUGUCGCCAGCGCCUGCUGUGAUACUGAGACGCUAAAUUGGAGCAGUGUUGACCCAAAAUGGUGGUGGGUCCAGACCCACUGGUGAGUCAUGGGUAGCCAGUUCCUCCUUAGCCUUUUAAAACCGAGGGUGACGACUGGGUUGUGGCCAGGACAUGUGGUGUGGUGUCUUGAUGGGUUCCAGGAAGAAUCCAAAGGCUUUAGCACAGAAAGUGUAGAAAGUCACUGUACUAGAAGCCCAGAAGACAGACUGUGGGAUUUAUCCAUUAUGAAGUUACCUGAAUAUGAUUACACUGUGACAUGGUUUACAAGUGUUUAACUGCCUUGGGGCUGGUCAUGUAACCAUGAGUUGUGAUAUGGGAGGAAGAAUCAUACAUUACUGUAAUACUCUGAGUCACAUAUUGAGUCUUUAUUUUUUUAAUGUGGAAGUUUACUUCUUGCUCUGUUCGUCAGGCCUACUUCCAUGCACCUGCAGAUGGAUACUGAUAACUGCAUUGUAGACAUUAUUUUAAUACUGUCUGUUAAUUCAGGAUUUAUUUUGUGGAUGAACAAAUAUUACGGUUGGGGGUUUACUGUCAUUUAUUUGCAUUCCUGUUUUAAUGAAUAACUUCUCUUCACUUAAAAAUGUGAAAAGUCAGGUCAUAUACUGGUAUAAUUAAAAUAUACACCUCUGUGAAUAAACAUUCAGUAGCAAUUUAGAUAGGCUUGAUAGAAAAAAUACAAUAUUCUGUGAUUGUCAUGAAUUAGUGUCUUCUGUUAUAUCCAAAAAUGUGUUUUCAUAGUUUCUGCUGUAUGGCCUUUUAAUCUAGAGAUCUCUAUUUUUCCAUACUGGAAAACUGUUAUUAGCAACUAUGGUUGAUUCCAUUUCAUAUUGUACUGCAAACUGCAACACAUUCUAAUACAUUAUUAUACUAAAAUAACUAGCAACUAUAGAUGAUAAUAUAUCAUAUUGUACUGCAAAAAGCAAUAACUUCUAACUUCUGUCUUGGAGUCACCAUUUCUAUCCACCACUAGCUUACUAUGAAUCGUACUCUUAUACUGUUAGAGCUCUCCCUGAGUCCACUGGCUUAUACUGUUAGAGCUCUCCCUGAGUCCACUGGCUUAUACUGUUAGAGCUCUCACUGAGUCCACUGGCUUAAACUGUUAGAGCUCUCCCUGAGUCCACUGGCUUAAACUGUUAGAGCUCUCCCUGAGUCCACUGGCUUAAACUGUUAGAGCUCUCCCUGAGUCCACUGGCUUAAACUGUUAGAGCUCUCACUGAGUCCACUGGCUUAAACUGUUAGAGCUCUCCCUGAGUCCACUGGCUUAAACUGUUAGAGCUCUCCCUGAGUCCACUGGCUUAAACUGUUAGAGCUCUCCCUGAGUCCACUGGUUUAUACUGUUAGAGCUCUCCCUGAGUCCACUGGCUUAAACUGUUAGAGCUCUCCCUGAGUCCACUGGCUUAAACUGUUAGAGCUCUCCCUGAGUCCACUGGUUUAUACUGUUAGAGCUCUCCCCGAAUCCACUGGCUUAUACUGUUAGAGCUCUCCCUGAGUCCACUGGUUUAUACGGUUAGAGCUCUCCCCGAAUCCACUGGCUUAUACUGUUAGAGCUCUCCCUGAGUCCACUGGUUUAUACUGUUAGAGCUCUCCCCGAGUCCACUGGGUUAUACUGUUAGAGCUCUCCCUGAGUCCACUGGUUUAUACUGUUAGAGCUCUCCCUGAGUCCACUGGGUUAUACUGUUAGAGCUCUCCCUGAGUCCACUGGUUUAUACGGUUAGAGCUCUCCCUGAAUCCACUGGUUUAUAUGGUUAGAACUCUCCCUGAAUCCACUGGCUUAUACUGUUAGAGCUCUCCCUGAAUCCACUGGCUUAUACUGUUAGAGCUCUCCCUGAAUCCACUGGCUUAUACUGUUAGAGCUCUCCCUGAAUCAACUGGGUUAUACCAGAGAUCCCAGACUUUUAAAAAAUGUGACAGAUACACAGGGUGACAAUAUGCUUAACAGGCUGGACCAGUCUAAUAUGGCAAAGGAAUGUAGGCCUGACCUGUUCACCCUUUCCUGUGUCAUGGUUUAUACUCCUAUGGAAAUCUUAUGUUAAAUAAGUUCAUAAGUCAAGUCUUCAAACACUCUUUUACAUGAACAUAUUGGUUGAUGUUUCAAAUGAAUAUGAACUUAUUAAAAAAACAGCACAAAUA
Salmo salar (Atlantic salmon) is the source of this 3793-nucleotide messenger RNA. Its product is annotated as NADPH oxidase organizer 1. Gene Ontology annotation, biological process: superoxide anion generation. Gene Ontology annotation, cellular component: cytoplasm. Gene Ontology annotation, molecular function: superoxide-generating NADPH oxidase activator activity; phosphatidylinositol binding; protein binding. NCBI's taxonomy places the organism in Eukaryota, Metazoa, Chordata, Actinopteri, Salmoniformes, Salmonidae. The record is from RefSeq and is a predicted model, not a curated record.